GAAGCGACCAAACCAAGCGUUCCAUCUUCAAGUCCCAAGACCAGUCCGUCAAGAUGAACUUUACAUCCACCCUCCUAACCACCCACAAAUCCCUCUUCCACACCUCCACAACAGCAACCUUCCUCGCCGCCGCAGCCCGCGGCAAGGUACCCAAACCGAUCCUCGGCCGCUGGCUCGCAAACGACAGGCUCUACAUCCACGCCUACAUCAAAGGCGCAGGCCGCUUCCUCGCGCAGCUGGAUCUCCCUGACGUCGUCGAGCCUUCUUCCCAUCACGAUAUCUCCGGUCACGAUGCCGGCUCUCCCACGGUGACGAACAAAGCAGCAGACAAAGCGACGGCACCCGUGACAGAACGACUCCUCAACUGGCUCGUCGACGCGCUCGUCAACGUCCGCCGCGAGGAGAGAUUCUUCAUCGACGUCGCCGCCCGCUUCGGCAUCGACGUCAACUUACCCGCCGAGCCCGCUUCCGAGAGCGGCAGCAGCAGCACCAACCGGCGGGUGAAGGACGAAGACAAGAACGCAGGCCUCCUCGCCUUCGAGCGCCUCUUCACCUCUAUCGCCACCACGCCUCCUCGCGGUGUCCUUCUCCCCUGGCUCGCCCCCGCCGUCCUCUUCUGGGCGACGGAGAAGUGCUACCUCGAAGCCUGGUCCGGCGCGAGGAACAUGCUUCCUUCGUCUGGCUCCGAUAUAUCUGCCCCUGGUGCCUCUGGAAAUGACACGGCCUCGGACUUGGACGGCGGCGCCCUACGAACAGAAUUCAUCCCCAACUGGAGCAGCUCGGCCUUCAGAGCGUUCGUAGACGAGCUAGCCGCCAUCAUCGACGACGGUGUCGACGAAGCGGUCCGACUACACGGCGAGGAGGCCGUCAGGAGCGAGAUCGAUCAGGCUAGGGUGACGUGGAGGGAGGUCCUACUGGCGGAAAAUGACUUUUGGCCAGGGGAGAUGGAGGAGGGUGGUUUGCGAAGGGUUCCCUCUGACUAA
This is a messenger RNA of Colletotrichum scovillei, 983 nucleotides long. RefSeq lists its product as uncharacterized. The transcript has a single exon. NCBI's taxonomy places the organism in Eukaryota, Fungi, Ascomycota, Sordariomycetes, Glomerellales, Glomerellaceae. Bases 54 to 983 code for a protein of 309 amino acids. The record is from RefSeq and is a predicted model, not a curated record.